Molecule: messenger RNA, 1945 nt
Organism: Myotis myotis
Lineage: Eukaryota; Metazoa; Chordata; Mammalia; Chiroptera; Vespertilionidae
Gene: NME6
Product: NME/NM23 nucleoside diphosphate kinase 6
Exons: 6
Coding region: 166-744 (192 amino acids)
Biological process (GO): UTP biosynthetic process; CTP biosynthetic process; GTP biosynthetic process
Molecular function (GO): nucleoside diphosphate kinase activity
Source: RefSeq, a predicted model, not a curated record
CGCCGCGCGCCUGAAGGACCCCGCUCGGGCCGCACGGGCCGCCUCGCCCGGCGCCUGGUGGCCACUUGACGCGCCCGGAGGACUAGGUGGAUCGGACCCGAACUCCAGCUGGACUGGGGCUCCGAACAGCCCGGAAUCUGGGCGGACUUAGUCCCCGGGAGCGAGAUGACCGGCAUCCUGCGCAGCCCUCCGGCCCUGCAGCUCACCCUGGCCCUCAUCAAGCCCGAUGCCGUGGCUCACCCGCUGAUUCUGGAGGCUGUCCAUCAGCGGAUUCUGCGGAACCGGCUCCUCAUUGUGCGGAGGAGAGAGCUCCUGUGGAGGAGGGCCGACUGCCGGAGGUUCUACCAGGAGCACGAAGGGCGCUUCUUCUACCAGCGGCUGGUGGAGUUCAUGGCCAGCGGGCCCAUCCGAGCCUACAUCCUCGCCCACCCGGACGCCAUCCAGCUCUGGAGGACGCUGAUGGGGCCCACCAGGGUGUUCCGCGCCCGCCACGUGGCCCCCGACUCCAUCCGAGGGAGUUUCGGCCUCACCGACACCCGCAACACCACCCAUGGCUCCGACUCCGUGGCCUCCGCCAGCAGAGAGAUCGCAGCCUUCUUCCCCGACUUCAGCGAGCGGCGCUGGUAUGAGGAGGAGGAGCCGCAGUGGCGCUGGGGCCCCGUGCGCUACAGUCCGGAGGGGGGUGUCCACUGCGCAGUGGGCACAGGCGGCCAGGACCGGCCUGACCCCGGCCUGUGGGUCUGAAGGCUGGAUGGGGAGGCCAGGCCCCUCCCGCCUGAGAGCCUGGCUCCUCACUGCCGCUGCCUCCAAGCCUCUCUCUCAUCUGCCUCUUCGCUGGGCUGGUCCUGGGGGCUCAGAGGAAGGAGGGCUCCGCUUUGCCCUGAAACUGUUCACGCCUUUUCGAGGAGGAGCUGCCUGAGUGACUGACUACGAGCAGCACCUGGCCCUCCCUCCGUGCGAGUCCCUGUCCGACCGCGCCUCCCGCAGGCCGGCUGCUCAGGGCCUGCUGGUCCUGAUGGAGUCAGUGAGCCUGUCCUGAGGCCCCUCCCCUCCAGUGCCUGGGGGGUCCACACAGUGCAGCUCACGUCGUGGGUGAGUGGGCUCCAGUCCCGGCCUGCGCCCUGGGGGGAGGGGCGGCCUUUAUGUGACACAGGCCACGGCUGCCUGAUGAAUCAACUCAAAAUGUAGUUCUUAAGAGAAUAAUCUCGCCCCGGCCAGUGUGUCUCAGUGGAUAGAGCACCGACCAGCAGACUGAAGGGUCCCAGGUUCAGUUCCGGUCAAGGGCACAUGCCUGGUUGCAGGCUCGAUCCCCAGUGGGGAGCAUGCAGGAGGCAGCCGAUCCAUGAUUUUCUCGUUAUUGAUGUUUCUAUCUCUCCCUCUCCUUUCCUCUCCGAAAUCAAUACAAAUAUAUUUCAUAAAGAGAGAGAGAGGGAUGGUUUGUUCCUAUGUGUCUGUCGGUUGGCGGGGGAACCGCUGGUCUCACGUGGACUCACCCGUGGCUGCACUCAGCGGGUGGGUCCCUCUCGGGCUUUCAUCUGGAGCUUCACAGCAUGUGGUCUUAGGGUCCCCAGGGGGCCAGCUCCCAUUCACAAGCUUUCCUGUUCCUGCGCCUGUCAUGUCUGCUAACAUCCCAUUGGCCAAAGCAAGUCACAUGACCAGACAGAGUCCAUUUGGGAAGGGCCUGCAUAAGGGAGGGGUACUGGGAGGGAUAUUGGGGGCCAUACCAUGACAAUCUACAGUAGUGAGAAUAGUGAGGAGCCUUGAAUUUAUAUAGAAUUUGUGAGACCAAAUAUUGCACAAGCCAACAAAGGAGAUGAAGAAAUAGCCCUAACUGGUUUGGUUCAGUAGAUAGAAGGUUGGCCCUCAGACUGAAGGGUCCCAGGUUCAAUUCCAAUCAAGGGCACAUGCCUGGGGUGCAGGCUCAAUCCCCAGUAGGGGGCGUGCA